This is a messenger RNA of Parnassius mnemosyne (clouded apollo), 642 nucleotides long. The record is from the annotation of a GenBank genome assembly. NCBI's taxonomy places the organism in Eukaryota, Metazoa, Arthropoda, Insecta, Lepidoptera, Papilionidae.
AUGAAUUUUUCAUUUCAAGAAUUGGCAUUAAUUGCUAUUGCUUUAGAUGAUGAAGAAGCUACAACCGUCAAGAGUAAAAGGAGAUUUUCUGUACAUCCUACGUGGCAGAAAAGAGAACAAGAAGGUGAAUACCACACUCUCUACAAAGAACUUUUGGAUGACGAGACUCAAUUUUAUAUGUAUUUUCGUAUGACAAAAGAAUGUUUUGCUUUACUGGAAAACAAGCUAAGCCCUCACUUACAUAAGAAGUACACUUUUAUGAAAAGAGCCAUCACACCCCGUGAACGAUUGGCUGUAUGUUUACGAUUUUUGGCCACUGGUGACUCACAUAUGACAAUAUCAUUUAGCUACCGUUUAGGUCAUAGCACAGUUAAUAAAAUUGUCAAAGAGACAUGCAAAAUUAUUGUUGACCAAUUAAUGAGUGAGGUAUUACCCGAGAUGACUACGGAAAUGUGGAAAGCGGUUGCUGAAGACUUCUGGCUACUGUGGAAUUUCCCAAACUGCUUAGGAGCACUAGACGGUAAACAUGUAGUGAUUGAAGCGCCACCGAACAGCGGAUCUUUAUUUUUUAAUUAUAAGUCAACAUUUUCUAUUGUUUUGUUGGCUCUAGUAGAUGCGAAAUGCUGUGGGUUGCGUAGGUAA